UUAUUAAGUGGCAACUCCAAAAUAUAUAAAUAGUUUCCGAGUGCAAAAAACUGUAUUUAUGGGAAUAAAAUAGAUAAAUAUCAGCUGAAUCGUGUGAAAAGUAGUGCUCGCUAGCAGCAUAAAGCCGCACCAUGUCAAAGUCAAGCGCAGCACGCUGGGUGAAGUUCUUCAAUGCGGCGGGCAUCCCUUCGCCCGCGGCCGCCGGCUACGCGCAUGUCUUCGUGGAGAACCGCAUCCAGGACGACAUGCUGCUGGAUCUCAACAAGGAGUAUCUGCGGGAAAUGGGCAUCACGCUGAUGGGUGACAUAAUUGCCAUCCUGCGGCACUCGAAGAGCGUCUGCGAGCAGAAUGCCCGGGAUCAGGUGAUGACCACCGAUGUGGUGGUGCAGCCUAUAGCACGUCCGGUGUCGCCAAAGGUCAAGACGCCGGUGGCGGCUGCCAAACCAAAGGUAUCGCCGCCCGCAAAGCCGGCGAGACGGGUGCUGCCCGAGCACGAGGGCAAAUACAAGGUGACACUGCCCUCGGGCACCACAGAGCGCAGCAAACAGAUCCUGGCCAAGCGGGAGAAGCUUUACUCCGAUCGCGUGAGCAGCUCCAAGAAGCCAGCCAUCUUUUCGCGCCUGCACGCCGCCAGUGGCGAGGACGAGGCCCAGGAGGGCAUCGUGUCCAGCUCCGGCGAGAGCAGCGUUCGCGUGCACAUCACCGGGGUGUCCAAGACACCGGAAACCUCCUCCGGAGUCUUUGCUCGACUGGGCGGCAAGCAAUCCAGCGAUGUCACCCUAACCAAGGAAAUAAAGUCAAUCCUGAAGAACACACAACGUUCGGUGACCAAGAACUCGCCCAUUGUCAAGGCCAAGAAGGUGGCCGCCUCCACGGUGCCGCAGCAAAAGGUCAUGCUCGUCCACAAGGUUCCCCUAAAAAGGGGCGACGACGAAGACGACAGUAUGGAAGAUGUAGGAAGCGAUGAGGAUGACUUUGUGUCCAGCGAUGAGGGCGAGGACUACGAAAUGGGUGCCGCCGAAAAGAUUGUUAAAUUCGCUUCUACAGCAGAGGUUCGUGAAAUUGCACCCGAGUCGUCCUACAAAAACAGGCAUGGCAAAAACUUUGCCAACAACAUUAAAUCGAGGCUGGGAAUGGUGUCCAAACUUCAUGCCACCAAGAAGACCUACAACCUAAAGGCAUCGCCCUCGAAGAAACCACAGGCUCGCCUAAGCCCUGUAAAGGGCAAGGCCAUACGCAUGCGCAGCGACGAGCUGAUGGUUCGCCAGGACACGCUGCCUGUCCACAAGAGGCUGGGAGGCAACUCCUCUUCCGCUCCUGUAAGAGCUCCGCCAGCAGCACCACAACGCCAUUAUCAGCAGCGACCGGAGCCACCGAAGAAGAAAUAUGUUCCGCCCAGGCGCUAUAACAGCAUGAAUGCAGGCCAUAACAAGCCACGCGAUCAGUCUGGCUCUGUCUUCGACCGCCUGGGCUUCAAUAACUCUAUGUAAAAUAUAAGUAAUCUGUGUCCCUCUGAAAUCGUUUUAAGUUCAAUGCCCCUAACUAACUUUGCCAGUAAAUGUUCGAAUUGAAGUAGAAA
Drosophila takahashii is the source of this 1579-nucleotide messenger RNA. RefSeq lists its product as uncharacterized. The record is from RefSeq and is a predicted model, not a curated record. Gene Ontology annotation, cellular component: nucleus. NCBI's taxonomy places the organism in Eukaryota, Metazoa, Arthropoda, Insecta, Diptera, Drosophilidae. Gene Ontology annotation, molecular function: protein binding.